Messenger RNA from Thamnophis sirtalis, 939 nucleotides. NCBI's taxonomy places the organism in Eukaryota, Metazoa, Chordata, Lepidosauria, Squamata, Natricidae. The record is from RefSeq and is a predicted model, not a curated record.
AAGAGGAAGAGGAGGAGGAAGAAGAAGAGGAAGAGGAGGAGAGGAAGAAGAAGAAGAAGAAGCGGGCCAACUGCUGGGAUGAGCGCCGCGGCCGCGACCGGGGUCUUCGUGUUAUCCCUCUGCGCCAUCCCCGUCACCUACCUCUUCAACGCUUUGGCUGCCGCCGGCAGCCCUUGGGUCAUUGUAGCAUCUGGAUUGUUGAUUCUGGUCUUGGUGGGUUUGGCAGCCCGAUUUCUAGUGAAAAGGAGACCACCCAGCGAUCCACUUUUCUAUGUUUAUGCCGUCUUCGCUUUCACCAGCAUUGUGAAUCUAAUCAUUGGGAUGGAACACGAUGGGAUAAUUGAUGGAUUCAUGACUUAUUACUUGAAAGAGGGUGAGCCUUAUCUGAACACAGCUUACGGGCACAUGAUUUGCUACUGGGAUGGUUCCGUCCAUUAUCUGAUGUAUCUUCUGAUGGUGGCAGCCAUUGCCUGGGAGGAAAAUUAUCGGAUGAUUGGCUUGUACUGGAUGGGAUCCAUCACAAUGAGCAUAAUUGUCUUUAUCCCUGGAAAUAUUGUGGGAAAAUAUGGAAUGAGACUGUGUCCUGUCUCUUUGUUAAGUGUGCCGUAUAUUUGUCUCCCAAUAUGGGCUGGUUUCAAAAUCUAUAAUCAACCUCCAGCAGCUGUCGAUUUCCCAACGAAGGUUAUCAAAGAAGUUCAAAAGCAGAAUCUCCUGAGAAGACCGACUGACUUUCUCUUGGCUUCGUAUUUCAUUUUUGCAACAGGAUUCUGUCUCUUCAGGGGCAUGAUUGUUUUGGACUGCCCAGGGGAAUUGUGUCGACUUUACAGCCAACUUCAUGAGCCAUACCUCAAGGAUCCCGCUGCCUAUCCAAAGCUUCAGCUUUGUGGACCAACAGGGUGGGGUGGGGGUGGGGAAAAUGGUUUUGCACGAGUGUGCUAG